UCUAAUAUUUACUAUUUAAGUUUGCAAUGAUACUCAAAUUAUCGCCGAGUCAUUUUAUUUUACUGGAAAGGCCGAUGCGCCAGCAUGAUUUCUUCAUGUUCUGCGUAUCGAACAAAACACUUGAAGCUUCAAAGUUCAUUAGAUUAGUUUUGGCGCCAUUGGUUUGCAAGAACCUUGAUAAUAAUGCACAAUGGAAUGACCAAUGAAAACUGCCAAACAACAGAAUAAUAACGUGAACUUGCAAAGCUUGGGCUGGAAUUGGUUCUGAAAUGGUAGAAAGGAAGGGAAGUACCUUUUAUUGUUUUAUAUUCUGGUUUUGUACCUUUGCCAAAUUUUACAUGUUAUUUUAAGCCAGAUUAUUAUUAAAGCUUCAAGUUUCACAUUAUUGUUAAAUAGUUUGCCUUCUGCUGCAAUUAUCUCCUGCUAUGUGGGGCUCAAUGUAUUCCAAAUAAAAUAAAAAUAAAAUAAAAUAAAUGAUUGGUAUCGACCUUUCGAACACCCUGUGUUAAUAUUCCCUCAAGAUUAGCUAUUCAAAUUCUGAACAACCCCCCGUAAUUGGGCAUUCGAAAAAAACUACUGUGACCUUGUGCUGGCCAAGCCCCGCCUUCAUGGUGUUUGAUGUAUCUACGUGUUCUGUGUCAAAGUGACAAGGGAACCUUAAUAAGGUUAUGUUUAUUAUUUACAUUUUAUCUUUUAUCAGUGAUGCGUUUUAAUAUGCAAACUGUCUAUAAUGCCUAAAGAAUAAUGAUGACAAUAAGCCAUUACUAAAAAGAAAAUGUAGGUGAACUAAGGAAAAAUAGGUACAGCAAAAGUAAAUCAAUUGUAUAGACAGCAUAGCAUGAUCAAGUUUUGAAUACCCUCUUUUGGAAGUUUUGUUGAUAAUAGCAAUGGAUCAGGAUGAUCGUUCAUCACCUUCACCACCUCCACCUAGUGAACCUGCACCAAGGCUACCACCACCACUGCCUUUACGCCCAACAAGACCUUCAGAAAAUUCUCUCAGUACAGAAACAGCACCGGAAAUUGACGAGGAUGAUAUGUCCCAGCAAAUGACUCAGUCUUACAGUGAAAUAUCAUUCCAAUCAGGUUUUAGUCCUGAUACUGACAUUCCAUCCCAGAUCCUUGAUGAAGUGACUGAAGAGAUUCUAACCAGACCAAUGACCUUACCUUGUGACAGCAAUAAGCCAGAAGCAGUGUCUCUUACACCUCUGACCUUAGAGGGAUCCGUGCAUAAGGAAGGGAACAUGACUCAUUUUGUUACUGAGGAUCUAGAGCAGAAGCUCCGACUUUGUAGCCCUGUUAGUAAGAAAGACACACCUGGAACUUCAUCUAGCUCAAGAGCUUGCACCCCUAGUCCACUAUAUAGGCAGCUUUUAGGACCUCAAAUUGGACAGCUAGAUACUGCGUUGAUAAAUGAUCUAGAAUGCGAGGCUCAUAGAAUGGCAACAUCAAUUGAUAGCUUAAUAGAAAAUUUGUCCGAGAUUUUACAUUCGAUAUCAUCUAUAACCGCCGAUAAUGUAGAUGUAUAUAAAAAUGCAGUUUCAAAAAUGUCAGAUGCUAUGGACUCAAAUAUAAAGAGUAUGUAUACAAUGAUGGCUAAAGUGGAGGAAGUUACCCAGUCGAUGAAAAUCGUAGAAACACAUGCAGCAAGAAUAAAGGAGAUCAAAAGGCUAGUGGAUUUGUUCGAAAGUUUUGUGUAGAUAUGUAAUUAUGUAUGCCAUGUUAAUAAUAAUAUAUUAUUUAUUAUUGCAAAUAAAAUAAUAUUCAGUAGCA
Messenger RNA from Acanthoscelides obtectus, 1770 nucleotides. The record is from the annotation of a GenBank genome assembly. Lineage: Eukaryota; Metazoa; Arthropoda; Insecta; Coleoptera; Chrysomelidae.